Molecule: messenger RNA, 3322 nt
Organism: Haliotis rufescens (red abalone)
Lineage: Eukaryota; Metazoa; Mollusca; Gastropoda; Lepetellida; Haliotidae
Product: disintegrin and metalloproteinase domain-containing protein 10-like
Exons: 1
Coding region: 78-2624 (848 amino acids)
Biological process (GO): membrane protein ectodomain proteolysis; Notch signaling pathway
Cellular component (GO): plasma membrane
Molecular function (GO): metalloendopeptidase activity
Source: RefSeq, a predicted model, not a curated record
UCACUUCCGCUCAAAGUGAGAAGAGCGCGGGGUUCAAAAAUGUGAACGACAUUACACAGAUUUUGCUCUUUCUUACGAUGGCGGUUCUUCCGAUCUUUUUAUUCUUUAACUUUGUGAUUUGUCUGAUUACCUGCACGACCCCGGACAAGGAACAGACAAGCAACUCGUGUUUCACUGCAAGAGCGUCUGUUAACAUUAUGCAACAUCGAAAGAAAGCGUUUGAUGAGUACCAAGAAGUGGGGAAAGUGUUGAUCAGUGUCAUUCCUACCAAAUUUGAGGAUAUCCACACUUAUGUGAGGAAACUAUAUUUCAGGAGUUUUGGCGAGACGUUUCAUCUUAUUCUAAGGAGAUAUUCAAUAUUUCAUAGAGACAUGCAGUUGCUGGCGGGUAGCGAGCAACCAAUAGAAGUAAAUGCCAUGAAGAAUUACUUGCCGAUAAUAUAUGUAGGCCUAUCUUCACAUGCUGACACUUCCCCAGCAUAUAUAUCACUUGGAAAACUUGUUGGCAAGGAAUUUGAAUUAUUCAUUCACACAGGAAAUAUGUCUUACUCUCUCGAGUGUUAUCUUAAAGACAAUGACAAUAUCUUGUAUUCUACAUAUGGAUUUAUGCAACAUACUAUGGAUAAAUGUCGCGUUUAUCGAUGGCACAACCCUAAAAUGUCCAAGGUUAUGAGAGGAGUUGACAGUUGUGACUUGAAAUCAAGAAAGUUUAAAGAUUUUAGGUACAAGACUAUGCCAGAAAACACAGAGUAUGCCCCACAAAAGGGUCUGCAUGGCGGACAGGCUGAAAGAAGUUCAACACCUCCAACAGGAAACUGUGUAAUUAAGCUUGUGGCGGAUCACCUGUACUUCAAACAUGUUGGUAAAGGUGACGUCAGAAAAACCAUUGCAGAAAUGGCUGUGAGUUUGGCUGAGGCUGACAUGAUGUUUCGGCAGACUGACUUUGAUGGUGAUGGAGUUGGGGACAAUAUAGGCUUCAAAGUAGGAAAUAUCACUAUUUACAAAGAAUACCAGGAGUACAGCUUGAAGGAUGAAAAUAUGGAUGUGUACACCUACCUGGACAGAUUCUCUGAAUAUGACUUCAGUGAUUAUUGUUUAGGAGUGGCGUAUACUUACAGAGACUUUGAGGAUAAUAUUGUAGGACUUGCAUGGAUUGGUAGUUCCAAUGCAAAUGGAGCUGCAGGUGGAAUAUGCCAAAGAAGAAUUUGGUAUCGACCUGACAAGAAAUACUAUAGCUUUAACACAGCACUGGUCACACAACUUAAUAAUGGCAAUAUGAUUUCGUCUUACUCAGCAGGUUUGAUCCUUGCUCAUGAAUUUGGACAUAGUUUUGGCAGCAGCCAUGAUCCUAAAGGAAAUUCAUCUUGUUCCCCUGGUGGUCAUUUUGGCAACUACUUAAUGUACCCCUACACAAGUGAUGGUAAUCUGGCCAACCAUCGACGCUUGUCUUUCUGCAGCAUCAACAGCAUUUUCCCUGUGCUGGUGAAGAAGAGCGUGGGUUGUUUCAAGGCCGAUUUGGGUCCAGUUUGUGGCAACUCCCUUGUAGAGGACUCGGAGGAGUGUGACUGUGGAGUGUCGGAUGAUGUUUGUCAGGACAUUGAUCCAUGCUGUACUCCCCAGCACCCUUCCAUCUCCACAUCUGACCCCCCCUGCAGAGUGCGGAACUCCUGGGGCUAUCAGUGUUCCCCCAAGGUCUCUCCCUGCUGCACCGCAAACUGCAAGUAUGUCAGUUCCCAGGGUAGCACUGUGUGUCAACAUGCCACGGAGUGUCAACUGGCCGCCACUUGUCAGCCUGGAAAUGGUACCUGCCCGUCCCCGACACAUCAGCCCGAUGGAACGCUGUGCGACGCAGGACGGAGGCUGUGCAGGGGAGGGAGAUGCCAGGACAGCGUGUGUGUGUCUCUCGGUCUCCAGGAAUGUCAAUGUUCCAGAUCAUUGCGAGAUGCGUGCUUCGUCUGCUGCAUCGCAACCAACAUCAGCAGCUGCGACUGCUCCCCCAUCAGCACCUAUCAGAGUGACAAAACUCACCUAUUUCGGCAUAAAGGUGAUCCGUGUUUUAAAUAUGAAGGAUUCUGUGAUGAAGCUGGUCAGUGCAUUCUGAGUAGUAGGAGUAUCUAUGAUGACCUUAAUAAACUGUUUGCUGAGGAAACUGUAGUAAAUGUUGGCAUCUGGUUCGGUAAAUAUUGGUAUUACAUAAUCAUGGGCAUUCUCAUAGCUACAGCUCUUGCAGUCAUUGUAUCACUGUUUUUCAAACAGAAACCAGAUGAACACACCGAGGCAAUGAGAAUUGGCAAACUAACAUCUGCACUGGCUCAUGUAGAGCAAAUGAAAACCAUGUUCGAAGAAAAGCUGGAGGACUGUGAAGAAAUAUUUGAGAGUGUAUCUAGUCAGUUGCCAUGGCAGCAGAUGUCUCUGACGGAGGCUGUUGCCAGGCUGACGGUAUUAUUCCCUACAGCCCCACUCUCCCUACUCAUCAAGACAGCCAAGUCCAGCUCCUCAGAAGAUUUUGCUGUCAAAAUGUUGCUUGUGAGGAAUUUCCCUGUGCAAAGGUUUAGUGUAACUUGGCCUUCAGAGGAGGCCAAAUCUCUCACAUUGAUCAGGUCAAAACAUGCAGUGUCUGCCUGAAAGAUUACCUUCUUAAAAGCAAAACAACACUGUAGUUCUCAGGGGUUUCCGAGUAACUAUUCAGAGUUGGGGCCUGGAGGAGGAAGCAGUGUAAGGAGGGCCCUGAUCCAGCAUUCUUGGUGCUACAUCAGGGACGUAAUGCGAAGAUGACUUUGUGCAAGGUCACUCAUGAAGAAGACAUGACACACUGGAAUGGCAAAAAUGUGUAUAAUUUCUGCAGAGCAUUGGAUGGAUAAACGAUUGGUUCAGAUGACGAGUUAAAUGGAAUAUUGGCAUGAAUGUGGUUUGUUCCUGUGCUAGCCAUGGCUGUGUCUUAGUUCAGAAAUUUGUUUGGUAUUGUGUUGUUUGUUUUGUAAAUCAUAAACUAAAUGUCUCAACUCCUUGUAUCAAGAAUGUCAGUGACAUGGUCAAGUCCCCAGUCCCAAAAGCGCAUGGCUAGACCUCAGUAUCCUGGAUACCUGCUGCCAUUUUGAUGAGGGAUGGGUGCAAGCUCCUGCCUUAGUAGAGUUUUUUUUAAAGUUGGUCAGCUGCCACUUGUAGCCGUUCCACUUAAUUGAUGCUGGACUUGCCUCCAAAACAAGUCCACGUAAUAAAAGCUUUCAAAAGUAUUAAAAUGUUAUUUUGAGUUAACAAAGUUACUGACUAUGUUUGUUGAAAUGUGACUGAUGCAUGUUACUAUUAUAGAAAUCAUAUUCUUU